CUGGGAAAACCAUCAGUGGUAAGACCUAUCCAAAAUGAAACUGUUCGUAUUCCUGGCUCUGGCCGUGGCCGCAGCCACCGCCCUGCCUGCUCCGGAGCAGAAGCUGACCCCCGUGCCCGUAAAGGACGCCAAGAUCCAGGGCAGGAUCACCAACGGCUAUCCCGCCUACGAGGGCAAGGUUCCCUACAUCGUGGGUCUGCUGUUUAGCGGCAACGGCAACUGGUGGUGCGGAGGCUCCAUCAUCGGCAACACCUGGGUCCUGACCGCCGCCCACUGCACCAACGGCGCCAACGGAGUGACCAUCAACUACGGAGCCAACCACCACUACAACAGCGGCAACCUGCACAACGACAUCUCCCUGAUCCGUACUCCCCACGUGGACUUCUGGAGCCUGGUCAACAAGGUGGAGCUGCCCAGCCUCAACGACCGCUACCAGGACUACGCCAGCUGGUGGGCCGUGGCCUCCGGAUGGGGUGGCACCUACGAUGGAAGCCCGCUCCCCGAUUGGCUCCAGGCUGUCGACGUCCAGAUCAUGUCCCAGAGCGACUGCAGCCGAUUCUGGUCGCUGCACGACAACAUGAUCUGCAUCAACACCGAUGGAGGAAGGUCCACCUGCGGAGGCGACUCCGGUGGCCCCCUGGUCACCCACGAGGGCAACCGCCUGGUGGGAGUGACCUCCUUCGUCUCGGGAGCCGGCUGCCAAGCCGGUCACCCCGCAGUCUUUACCCGCGUCACCGGAUACCUCGACUGGAUCCGCGACAACACCGGCAUCUCCUACUAAGUGCUUGAACAUUAGAAAAGUUUUUAAUAAAAUUGCAAAGCGAACUUUA
Molecule: messenger RNA, 830 nt
Organism: Drosophila suzukii
Lineage: Eukaryota; Metazoa; Arthropoda; Insecta; Diptera; Drosophilidae
Product: serine protease 1
Biological process (GO): proteolysis
Molecular function (GO): serine-type endopeptidase activity
Source: RefSeq, a predicted model, not a curated record